AUGCGGGCGAUGGCGCGAACAGUGACAGACCGCGCGAGAUGGGCUACCAGGAAGAUGACGGUCAGAAGUAGUCAGCUCAAGCGCCUGUCGCUGAUCGGCCGCCACAGAAAAUCCCUUACUUCCGAGAAGAAAAGACAGUCUGGGGGCUCCGAGACGCUGCAGUCCUCACAGGCAAAUCAGGAAGAAGAUGACCAGGUCGACCAGGCUGACGAUGCAAUCGACGACGAGUCCGGCCACGCAGCGCCGCGGAAGCUGUACUUCAACCUGCCUCUGCCGCAGAAUCUCCUCGACGACGACGGCAACCCACGACAACAAUUCACGCGUAACAAGAUCAGGACCGCCAAAUAUACCCCAUUAUCCUUCAUACCCAAGAACCUAUGGUUCCAAUUCCAAAAUGUCGCCAACGUCUUUUUCCUCUUUCUCGUCAUUAUUGUUUUCUUUCCUAUAUUCGGCGGCACCAAUCCCGGCCUCAGUGCUGUGCCUUUGAUUUGUAUCGUUAUCAUUACCGCGAUAAGGGACGCAAUAGAAGACUACCGCCGCACAGUCCUCGACAUUGAACUCAACAAUGCGGCCGUCCACCGUCUGCAGGGCUGGAACAACCCGAACGUCCUUGAGGACAACGUCUCCAUGUGGAGGAAAAUCAAGAAGGCGACCUCCAGGUUUUUUGGAUCGAUAUGGCGUGCGAUCCAGGGGCUGUGGAAAAAGGAGGAUCCAGCCGCCCGGAGGCGGAGCCGUGGCAUAUAUGACGACGAUCCUCGCAUGUCUGUCGAGACCAGAGUCACACAUGGCGCUUCUACUCGGCGAGAGUCCUUCGUGUCCGCUGCCGAGGAUAUCCAGAUGACACCUGUCACGUCGCCUCUGCCGACUCAGCAAUCGUACAACCAGAUGGACGCGCCGCCUCCUCAGACGAGCUACGAGUUUCGGGAACCAGAGGCCGAGGCCAGGUUUGAGAACAUCCAGGGCGAUGUCAUCAACCACGAUCUGGAUGCGCCUGGCAAGGCUCGUUUCCACAAAGAUGCUUGGAAAAGUCUACAGGUCGGCGAUUUCGUGCGUGUCUAUGGGGAUGACGAGCUUCCGGCAGAUAUCAUCAUCCUGUCGACCUCGGACCCCGACGGCGCGUGUUAUGUGGAGACGAAGAAUCUGGACGGCGAGACGAACCUGAAGGUGCGCCAGGCCCUACGGUGCGGCCGAUCUAUGAAGCAUGCGAGGGACUGCGAGAGGGCGCAGUUCAUGAUCGACAGCGAGCCGCCGCAGGCCAACCUCUACAAGUACAAUGGCGCCAUCAAGUGGGAGCAGAAUGUAAACGGCUCGCCCCGCCAGAUGUCAGAGCCUGUUACCAUCGACAACGUCUUGCUCCGUGGCUGCAAUGUGCGGAAUACGGAGUGGGUUCUUGGUGUUGUCCUCUUCACCGGUCACGACACCAAGAUCAUGAUGAAUGCCGGAGCCACGCCUAGCAAGCGCGCGAGAAUCGCGAGAGGACUCAACUUCAACGUCAUCUGCAACUUUGUCUUCUUGUUCUUCAUGUGCUUCGUGGCAGCCAUCGACAACGGUGUUGCCUGGGCAAAGACGGAUGCGUCCCUGUACUACUUUGAUUUUGGGUCGAUUGGAUCCACACCUUCCAUGACUGGAUUCAUCACUUUUUGGGCAGCAUUGAUCGUGUUCCAGAACUUGAUCCCCAUCUCGCUCUACAUCUCCCUGGAAAUCGUGCGGACAUUACAGGCUGUGUUUAUCUUCAGCGACGCCGAGAUGUACUAUGAACCUAUUGAUCAGCCUUGUGUUCCAAAAACCUGGAAUAUAUCCGACGAUCUGGGCCAGGUGGAAUAUAUCUUCUCCGACAAGACCGGAACACUGACCCAAAACGUGAUGGAAUUUAAAAAGGCAACGAUCAACGGCCAGCCUUACGGCGAGGCUUACACUGAAGCCCAAGCAGGCAUGCAGAAGCGUGCUGGCGUCGAUGUCGAGAAAGAAGGGGCCCGGAUUCGAGCCGAGAUCGAGAUCGCCAAGGUGAAGGCCUUGAAGGGCCUCCGGAACCUGCAUGAUAACCCCUUCCUGCACGACAAUGAAGUGACCUUCAUCGCACCCGAUUUCGUGGACGACCUGACUGGAACGCACGGGGAGGACCAGAAACAGGCCAACGAGGAGUUCAUGUUGGCCCUGGCAUUGUGCCACACAGUCAUCGCAGAAAAGCAACCGGGAGACCCACCCAAGAUGCUGUUCAAGGCCCAGUCUCCUGAUGAGGCUGCCUUGGUGGCCACCGCUCGCGAUAUGGGUUUUACUGUGCUCGGGCACACAGGUGACGGAAUCAACGUAAAUGUUUUGGGCGAAGACCGGCAUUAUCCAAUUCUCAACACCAUCGAGUUCAAUUCCAGCAGGAAGAGGAUGAGCGCUAUCGUGCGCCUGCCAGACAACAGGAUCGUGCUGUACUGCAAGGGCGCCGACAGCGUCAUCUAUGCCCGGCUUAAAAGAGGAGAGCAGCAAGAGUUGCGCCGGGAGACCGCGGAGCAUCUUGAACUCUUUGCCCGAGAAGGAUUGCGGACACUGUGCAUUGCCAAGCGCUACCUGACAGAGCAGGAGUACAUCGCGUGGCAGAAGGAGCACCAAGCUGCGGCGACCGCCCUUGAGGAGCGAGAAGAGAAAUUAGAAGCAGUGGCCGACCUCAUCGAGCAGGACCUGACUCUGCUGGGCGGCACCGCCAUCGAGGACCGGCUGCAAGACGGAGUGCCCGACAGCAUUGCCUUGUUGGCUGAGGGUGGUAUCAAGCUCUGGGUUCUGACGGGCGACAAGGUCGAGACAGCCAUCAACAUUGGAUUCUCUUGCAACCUCUUGAGCAACGAAAUGGAGAUGAUUCGGCUGCAGGCUGUGGAAGACGAGUCUGGCCAGACGCCUCCGGACCAAUAUGUGCAGGAGGUCGAGGCUGCGCUCGAUGAGCAUCUGGCUGUCUUCAACAUCACCGGCAGCGACGAGGAUCUUCGACGUGCGCGGCACGAGCACAAGGCCCCUCCCCCUACGCACGCCCUGGUCAUUGAUGGAUUCACGCUCAGAUGGGUGCUCGACGAAAGGAUCAAGCAAAAGUUCCUGCUUCUCUGCAAGAACUGCAAGUCUGUGCUCUGCUGCCGUGUGAGCCCGGCGCAGAAGGCCGCGGUUGUCUCCAUGGUUAAGAAUGGACUGGAUGUCAUGACCUUGUCGAUCGGCGACGGCGCCAACGACGUAGCCAUGAUCCAGGAGGCCGACGUAGGUGUUGGUAUUGCCGGUGAGGAAGGUCGACAGGCUGUCAUGUCCUCGGACUAUGCUAUCGGCCAGUUUCGUUUCUUGCAAAGACUCGUCCUGGUCCAUGGACGAUGGUCUUACCGACGUCUGGCCGAGACCAUCAGCAACUUCUUCUACAAGAACAUGAUCUGGACGUUUUCUAUCUUCUGGUAUCAAGUAUUCUGCGACUUCGACAUCACCUACAUUUUCGAAUACUCGUACAUCAUCAUGUUCAACCUCUUCUUCACCUCGGUUCCCGUCAUUCUGAUGGGUGUGCUGGAUCAAGAUGUGUCCGAUGCUGUUUCGCUUGCUGUUCCUCAACUUUACCGCCGAGGUAUCGAGCGGUUGGAGUGGACGCAGCGAAAGUUCUGGCUCUACAUGUUGGACGGCGUCUACCAGUCGGUCAUGGUCUUCUUCAUCCCAUAUCUCACUGUUGCGAACAGCCCCUUUGUCAGCUUCAAUGGCCUGGACGUCUCGGAACGGUACCGUCUCGGGUGUUACAUUGCCCACCCUGCUGUGAUCACUAUCAACCUCUACAUCCUGAUCAAUACCUAUCGCUGGGACUGGGUGAUGCUGCUUGUUGUCGUCAUCAGCGAUCUCUUCAUCUUCUUCUGGACGGGUGUCUACACGUCGACGACUUAUUCGGCCACUUUCUACAAGGCUGCGCCGCAGGUCUAUGCCGAGGCCACCUUCUGGGCGUGCUACUUCAUCACUCCAGUCGUCUGCAUCUUUCCCAGGUUCGCCAUCAAAGCCCUGCAGAAAGUAUAUUUCCCUUACGAUGUCGACAUUGUGCGCGAGCAGGUCACCAUGGGCAAGUUUGAUCGGAUUCUCAACCCAGAGAAGGUCGACACCGCUCUGGAGUCUUCGUCAACCGGAUCCAGCCAGUCUUCAAAGAAAACCAAACACACCAAAUAUGCCAGUGUCGACGAGGACCGGCGGCCAAUCUACCCUCCCUCUGUUGCUACGCACAACACGAGGGCACAAAACGGCAGCGACGGCACGAAUUACACGGGACACGAGCACGACAUGUCAGCUCGUCCAGUGUCGACAGAUUUGACGGAUUCGUACCCAGUGCGUCAGUCGAUAGACCGCGCUAGGCCUUCGUACGACAGGAUACGAGCUUCGAUGGACCGCGUCCGCCCGAGCUUCGAAGCCAGCCGUGACUUCACCUCAGCUGCUAGGCUCAGCCGCGUCGAGUCCACACACUCGGCACACCGCGCCUCCGGCAACUUACUCAACAGGACACGCAUGCGAGGGCUGUCCAUAAUAUCGGCGAAGAGCAAACAUAAUAAUCAACCAUAG
This is a messenger RNA of Cryphonectria parasitica EP155, 4548 nucleotides long. RefSeq lists its product as uncharacterized. Gene Ontology annotation, molecular function: ATPase-coupled intramembrane lipid carrier activity; magnesium ion binding; ATP hydrolysis activity. The record is from RefSeq and is a predicted model, not a curated record. NCBI's taxonomy places the organism in Eukaryota, Fungi, Ascomycota, Sordariomycetes, Diaporthales, Cryphonectriaceae. Gene Ontology annotation, biological process: phospholipid translocation. Gene Ontology annotation, cellular component: plasma membrane. The transcript has 4 exons. The coding region runs from base 1 to 4548 and encodes 1515 amino acids.